Molecule: messenger RNA, 993 nt
Organism: Penicillium brasilianum
Lineage: Eukaryota; Fungi; Ascomycota; Eurotiomycetes; Eurotiales; Aspergillaceae
Source: the annotation of a GenBank genome assembly
AUGGCUUCGUCAUCUUUCCUCUCCCCGCAUAUUGACGACGUCCCCCUUGUGGAAGACCUCCUCGUCACCGUUCGCUUCUCCGCGUCCAUUCCCGACCUCCACCUCGAUGUCCCAGAUGCAGAGACAACGACAGGCGCAGGCCUCAAGCAAUUAAUCCGCGCCAAAUUACCACCCUCACUAUCCUCCCAUCGUCUUCGCCUUAUCUACGCUGGUCGUGGACUAGAAGACACAGCCGCCCUUGCUACAUCCCUCAAGCUCCCGCCCUCGCCAUCCCGUUCUCCACGCCCCGCAGACGAUGACGACCUCCCCGCCGCAGAGAAUGGCUCCGCAAAGGCCAAAGCCAAGGGCAAGCAGCCUAUGCGCGACCCACGCCCACGCCUCUACAUCCACUGCUCCAUCGGCGACAUCGCUCUGUCCGAGUCGGACCUAGCAGCCGAGGCAUCCGUGGCCUCGACCAUUCUUCUACAAAAGAAGAAAGAUGGCUCUCGUUCUACGUCGCUCCUCGCAUCUGCCGGUGACCAUCCCUCCCAAUCGCAAUCCCAAUCACAACAGCAACAGACAACCUCAACGACCCCCGCCCCACGCGGCUUCGACCGUCUGCUAUCCGCCGGCUUCACACCCGCAGAAGUCACCGCUCUUCGAUCCCAAUUCCUCGCCGUCCAGUCCGUCUCCAGGACGCCGGAUACGAUGCCCACGGGUGAGGAACUGCGUGAUCUGGAGGACCGGUGGAUGGAUGAGGGGUCGACGGUUGCGCAGGCGCAGGACGGUGGGGAGGGCGGUGCGAUUGGUGAUGAUGACAAUGCAUUGGGUUCUGGAUCGAGGACGGCGAUGGAUGAUAUGCUGUGGGGUGCGGUGAUGGGCUUCUUUUGGCCUGUGGGUUGUGCGAUGUGGUUGAGGAGGGAGGAGGGGAUUUGGAGUUGGAGGAAGGGUGUGGCGGUUUUUGUGGGGGUUGUGGUUAAUGCCGGUUUUGGGGCUAUGAGGAUUAUGAGUUGA